ACGCGACUGACGCGUCAUCGCAAUACGCGCAGACGCGCGCGCGCGUGUGGUUUAUUUUUGUUGUGCUCCAUUUGUGCGCUGGGCGUCUACGUGCAUGUGCGCGUCGAUCGGCAGGAGAAGCGGCAACGACGGCGACGACGGCGACGACGACGAUGAUGAUGGCUCAGCCGCGCGAACCAGCUACCAGGACAGGCCAAGACAGAGCGUGCGUCGAGUGACUCAUUCGCCGACAGUCGCGCGUCAACGUCUCCGUGGUACCGGUCAGCUGUUGAGUGAACGCACUCCUGGAGAAAGAUAGAUGGGCGCGCGGCGUGAUCGGGCCUAGUUGCGCGGUACACGCAUCGCUUUGACUUGGUUCCACGAGGCGGCAAGUGCGAAUAAGGCGCGAGAGGGGCGCGCGGGAACACGAGUGCGAGCGGCUGGCCGCGGAAAAUAAUCGUAGAGAAGUGCAGCGAAGGAUGCAGGGGAGCUUCGAGAAAGCUUCGAAAAGGUAGUUGCGAUGCGAGAAGCGUGUCGCUGCCGCACUGGAACUGACGGAUAAUAGCCGUGCAUGCGCGAGUGCGGGGGGGCUAAGCGGAAGGAGAACACAACAACAACAAGAAAACGGACGUAGAGUUGGCGGCCGAUGGGAUGCAUCUACCGGUGGGUUCGGUGAGCUGCGGCGGCGACAGCUUCGGCCUGCAGCAGCACCAAGGCCCACCGCCUAAUCAUCACCAUCACCAUCAUCAUCACCACGACAAUCUUACGCCUCUCGAGCAUCAGCCACAGCAGCAGCAUUAUAAUCAGCAGCAGCAGCAGCAGCAGCAGCAACAUCAACAGCAGCAGCAGCAGCAGCAACAGCAGGAGGACGCCAACGAGGCAGGUGCCGGAGACAUGAGCGAGGCCGCCGCCGUCGGCGAACUCUGGUGGACCGAGAGACUAGUCGGCGAGGCGCAAGCUGAACAUCCGGGCGAACUCGUUAGAACAGGUUCCCCAUAUUUCCUAUGCAGUCAACUGCCGACACACUGGCGCUCGAACAAGACACUGCCGGUGGCGUUCAAAGUGGUUGCACUCGGAGACGUUGGCGACGGCACUCUAGUGACGGUGAGAGCGGGCAACGACGAGAAUUGUUGCGCCGAACUUCGAAACUCCACAGCACUCAUGAAGAAUCAGGUGGCCAAGUUUAAUGACCUCAGGUUCGUCGGUAGAAGCGGAAGGGGAAAGAGCUUCAGUAUCACGAUAACGGUUUCAACGACGCCACCACAAGUAGCAACGUACACUAGAGCAAUUAAGGUCACUGUCGAUGGUCCUCGGGAGCCGCGCUCCAAAACGAGACAACAGCACCAGCAGUUCCGUGCGCUGGGUCACGGGCAGCAUCCCUACCUCGGUGCUCCCACCUCGUUCUCCAGUCACCUGCGCGAGCUCGAGUACAGGCGGUCCAAGCACCACCAUCAUCACAAUCAGCAGCAGCAGCAACAGCAGCAGUCGCAACAGGGCACCGCCAGCAAUGGCGCAGCAAGUGUAAGUUCCUGCUCGGCGGCGAACCCCAGCAACAAUGCCAAUUCCUCGGCCACUUCACCGUCUUCCGGCAGCCAUCUGCCCAACGCCGCUGGGACUAAUACGCAUCAGGACUGUUACAAGCACAGUCCGCAGCAUGGUGAUACAAUACCAAAUUUUCAACACUGUUAUUCUAAUCUACUUGAUACUGAAUUCACACACAUAGACAUCGAUUUAUUUGUAGAUACGAGUGGGGCCAGCAGUGGCGGCGGUGGCGGUGGCAGCGGGGCGACAGAAUGGGCGUAUCCGUCGGCGGCGCCGUCUUAUCCGGCGGGACCUGCUGGAAGCGCCGGCGGUGGUGGCGGGGCAGGCUCCUACUCGCCCAUACCAGGUGGCGCGUUCUCUUAUCCAGGCGAGGCGCUCGCCCAUCACCCAACCACUGAGCCCGUGCCCCUUCCAACCGUGCUUCCGUCAGACAGUCAACAAGACGCGUACACGCCGAAUUGCGUGUCGAUGUAUCCAAGUCACGCCGGCACGACGGCAGCACCGGUAGCAGCGCCGUCAGCCCCGCCGCCGACAACGACGGCAUUGGUAGCGACGAAAAGUACCGAUGACAUGUACGGCGCGAGUAGCAGUCCAAGCGGUGGUGCCGGCUAUCAUUACGGCGGCUGGCCAACGGCACCGGCGCCCGCGACACCCGUUCCUGUAGCCGCGGCCGGCUACAAUCCUAAUUAUCAAGGCUACUAUCACCAGAAUCCAACGGCGCAGAAUUAUAUUAGUCCGGCGCCGAUGGUGCUCUAUCCUCAAGUGUUCACCAGCACGAUCAAUCAGAAUCAAAUUCAUCUGCACAUCAGCGACGAUUCGCUCGCCAACAAUCUCACGAUCAACAGUAAUAGACUGGAGAUUGGUGUAUUGGGUGAGGAGAAUGAGCAGCGCAAUGAUGUCUGGCGACCGUAUUGAAAGGACACCUUCUGAACUUUGGACGGUUCAGAGUUAAAGCACUGAUAAUCGUAUCAUCACCCCGUAGCUGGCACAGUGACCGGCAGGUGAUGGUCACACACCACGAGGCGAUCGCCGCACAAGAUGAAGGGAGUACAACUUUACGCACCGGAACUCGCCGAUAGGAUCUCAAUAUUAAAGACGGCCGCCGCCUAUUUUUUUUAAUUUUUGUUUCGAGGCCAAUAGCGCGUGACGCAGCGCAACCAAGAUACAAGAGAAUAAUGAUAAAAGAAACUAUAGCCGUUUUCCUUGGCUUUCCCUUCGGGAGCAAAGGAGAGAGAAACCGCGCGAACGGAAGACUUUGAUAUAUUGUACAUACGCAGAUAUUUUCCAUUAAAUAAAACUUGAAAAA
Phymastichus coffea is the source of this 2827-nucleotide messenger RNA. Its product is annotated as protein lozenge-like. Lineage: Eukaryota; Metazoa; Arthropoda; Insecta; Hymenoptera; Eulophidae. The coding region runs from base 631 to 2436 and encodes 601 amino acids. Gene Ontology annotation, cellular component: nucleus. The record is from RefSeq and is a predicted model, not a curated record. The transcript has 8 exons. Gene Ontology annotation, biological process: regulation of DNA-templated transcription. Gene Ontology annotation, molecular function: RNA polymerase II cis-regulatory region sequence-specific DNA binding; DNA-binding transcription factor activity, RNA polymerase II-specific; ATP binding.